UGUCACUUCCGUGUAGUACUGUGACGAGAUUUACUAGGAAAUGAACAAGGGACAACCAUCCCUCUGGUGAUGGGGGCCGAUAGCGGUCCUGGUGGUCCCCCUGCGGUCCCCUGGCGCAAAGUGCUGUACGAGCGCCAGCCAUACCCGGACAAUUAUGUUGACCCCCGCUUCCUGGAGGAUCUGAGGCGAAAUGUCGGUGUUCGCCAGUACCGAUACUGGAAUGUGGUGCGCGAGGCUGGUCUGGUGUCCCAGCAGGUGUCCUGCGUAUCCUUGUUUGUCACGCUGUGGUCUUACAUGGAGCAAGGACAUCUCUCUCCCUCUACGUUACUGUCCGCUGGACUGCUGAGCUCCCUGGUGGGGUAUGGACUCUACAAGGUGCUGGGUGGCAGCAGAAGUGACGACCGUUCAUCGUGGGCCGAUCUUCAGAGUGCCGCAAUCUUUUUGGCCUUCACGUUCGGCUUCUCCCCGGUGCUGAAAACUCUCACCGAGUCAGUCAGCACAGACACCGUGUACGCCAUGUCUGCGAUGAUGCUCUUGGCUCACCUGGUGUCCUUCCCUUAUGCCCAGCCCAGCCCCCCAGGUAGCCUCUCUCUCAACGCAGCCCUAUUCGCCUCCGUCUGUCUGGCGUCGCGCUUGCCAGGGGCGCUCCACACCUUUGCCAUGCUGACUUGUGCCCUGCUGGUCUUUGCUUUGUGGCCUUGUCUAUUGCACCGGUUGACGGAGCACGCACCGUGGAGCUUCCCCUGGAUCACCAGCCUGGUGUCAAUAGGUGGAGUGAUGGGCCUGGGCUCCCUCUGGCCUACAGGGUCUCUGCUGCUGGCAUCGGCCCUCCUCACACUCACCCUGAUCUGCCCUCUGCUUCUCGUACGCCUACAGAGGCACAAGGACAACAUCCACGGGCCCUGGGACGAGGCGGUGAUUCGGGAAGACCUUUCUCACUUUUUGAACUGAGACAGAGGGGCUGUAACAAAGUUGCCAUUUUGUUAUCAGUCUUUGACACUGAAAGGGCUUACAGUGAUUGACUAAAAUGAUUGUUGCCAAGUUGUCCCUUUUUAAAAACAUUUAGGGUUAAUCUGUUUUUAGUAGACAUGGAGUAUUGUUGCACUGAGGCAUCUCAGUUCUCAGGAGUACGCUCUAAACAUUCCCAAGAAAGAGACUUUUAUCCUUCCAUUUGACUUACUGUAGACCUACUCUGCUGUAUGGAGUGGAACAUCUGAUUAAUAUUGUCCCAAGUAACUUCAGUAUUAAUCAUUAAAAUAAAUGGGCUUUAACAUAUUUUUUAAAAUGCUAAAUAAUAAAGAUAUUUUGUGUA
Messenger RNA from Sardina pilchardus (European sardine), 1312 nucleotides. It is a transcript of the gene pigc, whose product is annotated as phosphatidylinositol glycan anchor biosynthesis, class C. The transcript is spliced from 2 exons. NCBI's taxonomy places the organism in Eukaryota, Metazoa, Chordata, Actinopteri, Clupeiformes, Clupeidae. Gene Ontology annotation, biological process: GPI anchor biosynthetic process. Gene Ontology annotation, cellular component: membrane; glycosylphosphatidylinositol-N-acetylglucosaminyltransferase (GPI-GnT) complex. The record is from RefSeq and is a predicted model, not a curated record. The coding region runs from base 70 to 951 and encodes 293 amino acids.